GUAUAAGGUGCAGAUUGUGUGAUAUGAUUUUUAUUUAUUUUUUAUUUUUUGAGACGGAGUCUCGCUCUGUCGCCCAGGCUGGAGUGCAGUGGCACGAUCUCGGCUCACUACAACCUCCGCUUCCCGGGUUUAGGCGAUUCUCCUGCCUCAGCUUCCCCAGUAGCUGGGACCACAGGCGCGUACCCCCACGCCUGGCUAAUUUUUUUGCAUUUUUAGUAGAGACAGGGUUUCACCGUGUUGUUAGCCAGGAUGGUUUCGAUUUCCUAACCUCGUGAUCCGCCCGCCUGGGCCUCCCAAAGUGCUGGGAUUACAGGCGUGAUUCACCGCCCCCGGCCGUGAUACGAUUUUUAAAGCUAACAUUCAGGGCUUAUGUGCCGGCACUUUUACAUGUAUUUUUUAAAAAAUCAUUCAGCAAACAUGCACGUGAGGGGGUGGCAGUCAGAAGACCCCGGAAUGAAUGAUCCCGCAGCAGGGGGGGGGAGGAGAGCACCUGUCACCAGCCCGGUUUCUUCCAGGUGUGCUGUGACAGAAACUGGCACGGGUCUCCGCAAGCUGGGGCCUGAGCGCGGCUCCCCAGACGGCCGCGACCUUCCCCAGGCAGGGCUGGGCUCUGGACCCUCCCCUCACUUCCCAGCGCCUCGGGCCAUCCUGCUUCUCCAGGCCCGAGAGGAACUUUCUGGAAGUGCUGCGUAUCUUCAAGAGGCUGGCCAGAAGUGAAAGCCGCGGCAGGCCUGAGCGCCGGCCCCAGGGGAGGGGUCCCUCGGGCCCUCGUCGUCCCGGGGCCGCUUCCCCGACUGUAAAUAAGUGUCUUUAGGAUGAAAGGCCACGCGAUAGUGUCCUCAGAACCUUCGCACGAGAUCCAGCACACAACAUCCGACCACACACUGCGGCCAGCCUCCCCCAUUUGCCCGCCUCUGCUCUUGGUUGCUUCGGGCGUGCAUUUCGGUCCACGGAUGACCUUUAACAGGUCUCCUGCAGUGGAACGAGGGGUGAGGGCCUCGUCCAAGGGCGUGACGGGCGCGUGGAAAUGGAACAACCUCCCAGGCUCGCAUCCUCCUCGGGGACCUCCCAGAGGGCUCAACCCGAAGAAAACCCGCCACCCGCGCGAGGACAGCGAAAGCGCAAACGCCGGCCGCCCGGAGUCGCAGCGCGCCUGCGUCCAGUUCACGCUCCAGCUCCCAGGCGCGCCCGGCCCGGCGCGCCCGCUUCACGCGCGAGCCCGCGCCCCGCCCCCGGCCCGGAAGUGCGCAGGCGCCGGCAAGAUGGCGGGAGGGGUGCGCCCGCUGCGGGGCCUCCGCGCCUUGUGUCGCGUGCUGCUCUUCCUCUCGCAGUUCUGCAUUCUGUCGGGCGGUGAAAGUACUGAAAUCCCACCUUAUGUGAUGAAGUGUCCGAGCAAUGGUUUGUGUAGCCGACUUCCUGCAGACUGUAUAGACUGCACAACAAAUUUCUCCUGUAUCUAUGGGAAGCCUGUCACUUUUGACUGUGCAGUGAAACCAUCUGUUACCUGUGUUGAUCAAGACUUCAAAUCCCAAAAGAACUUCAUCAUUAACAUGACUUGCAGAUUUUGCUGGCAGCUUCCUGAAACAGAUUACGAGUGUACCAACUCCACCAGCUGCAUGACGGUGUCCUGUCCUCGGCAGCGCUACCCUGCCAACUGCACAGUGCGGGACCACGUCCACUGCUUGGGUAACCGUACUUUUCCCAAAAUGCUAUAUUGCAAUUGGACUGGAGGCUAUAAGUGGUCUACUGCUCUGGCUCUAAGCAUCACCCUCGGUGGGUUUGGAGCAGACCGUUUCUACCUGGGCCAGUGGCGGGAAGGCCUCGGCAAGCUCUUCAGCUUCGGUGGCCUGGGAAUAUGGACGCUGAUAGACGUCCUGCUCAUUGGAGUUGGCUAUGUUGGACCAGCAGAUGGCUCUUUGUACAUUUAGCUGUGGUGUGUGCUUCAGAAAGGAGCAGGGCUUAGAAAAAGCCCUUUUGUCCAUGGGAGUUGAUGUGGUGUGAGUGAUAUAUUUCUAUGUUUUUAAUGUACAGCAUCUGUACUUUGUUUGCCUUGAUAAAGGUAAGAUAAAUGAAACGCUGAACUAUGCUAAUCUGGAAUUUGUUUUUAUUUGCCUGAAAUGUAUUUUUUUCUGUGAAAAAAUUAAAACGUACUUAAGCCAGGAGAAUGAAUUAUACAGUGAUUGAAAAUCCAUUUAAUUCCUAUGACUUUUGUUUUGUAUUGCCCAAGUCAAACUACAUCACUUGUAUCUCCAGCCCAAAUGCAGGAAGUGGGAGUGUUUUUAUUGUUAGCUAACUGCUGUGACUGCAGGAAGUGGGAGUGUUUCUGUUGUUGGCUAAUUGAAGUUAUUAGGCUCAGCUUCAGUCAUGUGUAAGUUUUGCAGUGUAAUACGUAUGUAGUCUGGUCUGUAUAUAUGAAAAUUUGAAUUAAACUGCAGAAUGUUUAUGUCUAGUUAUGGUUUAAAUUUUCUUAGUAUAUAAAAGGUAAGAGUACUGAAAAAUUAAUAAAAUUGCAAGUUAAGAAA
Messenger RNA from Pan troglodytes (chimpanzee), 2522 nucleotides. It is a transcript of the gene TM2D3, whose product is annotated as TM2 domain containing 3. The record is from RefSeq and is a predicted model, not a curated record. The transcript has 5 exons. The coding region runs from base 816 to 1928 and encodes 370 amino acids. Lineage: Eukaryota; Metazoa; Chordata; Mammalia; Primates; Hominidae.